UAGCAGUAGCAGGCUGGGACACGAGAAGAGUCGCUGCUCUGCUGCCGUUCCUCCCUCACACUGAGAGGAAAGUUUUCCUGCGGUGUUCAUUCACCUCUGUGUUGUGUCUGCUGGGAGCAGGAUGAGGGACUCAGUGGAUUGGCUCGCCAGCGUGCGUUUGGAUGGAAUGCAGCUCUAGAGAGCCGUGAGGCUCCUUAUCUGUGUCUCUGUUUUACUCUGAAACAUCUAACAGCCUGACACUUUCCCAAGGGCCUCUCUGCACACAGCGGCUGACUGGGGUGUUUUCUAUUGUUCACCAUGACUCCUAUAUCCAGCUUCUCUGGAGAGUAGACCUGGGCUUCUGGCUCAGGACGAGAGGUGUGUGUUUUGGGAAAGAGGAGUGUGUUUUUGGGGUACCCUUUUUAACAUCCCACAACCCUUAGUGGCGUCAUGCUGAGCCUGCAGGAUUCACUCUUCUUUGAGAUCAGCAUCAAGUCUCUGCUCAAGUCGUGGAGCGGCAGCUGGAAACCAUCAGCACAGAUCAAAUGAAGGCUUAACGAAUGGACACCAUGGGUAUAUUCACUAUUUAAACGUGCAUGUACCAACCAUCCACAAGCUCCCACAUGCACACACUCCUCUCUCUUGAGCCUCAGCCCCUGUCAACAGCCUGAGUAGACGCCGCGCCCCCUCCGUGGCCCCCCUGACUUGGGAGAAGCGCAACGCCGCCGCCAUGUCGAGCAUCAUCAUCGACCCCGAGCUCAAGCCCGGGGAGUUUGUCAUCAAGAGCCUUUUUGCUGAGUUUGCUGUGCUGGCUGAGAAGAAGAUUGAGGUGGUGAUGGCCGAACCGCUGGAGAAACUCUUGUCCCGAUCCCUCCAGAGAGGGGAAGAUGCACAAUUUGAUCAGUUAAUAAGCUCUAUGAGCUCCGUAGCGGAACACUGUUUGCCCUCCCUGCUGCGUACACUCUUUGACUGGUACCGGCGGCAGAGUGGCACUGAGGAUGAGUCUUAUGAGUACAGACCUCGCUCCAGCACCAAGUCCAAAGGGGAUGAACAGCAUCGGGAUAAAGACUACCUAUUGGAGCGGAGGGACUUAGCCAUAGAUUUCAUAUUCUGUUUAGUUUCAGUAGAAGUUUUAAAACAGAUUCCUCUUCACCCCGUGCCAGAUACUUUAGUACAUGAAGUUCUGAACCUGGCAUUCAAGCACUUUAAACACAAAGAGGGGUGCUCUGGCCCCAACACUGGCAAUGUGCACAUCAUCGCAGACCUGUAUGCUGAGGUCAUCGGAGUACUCACACAGUCAAAGUUCCAGGCGGUGCGUAAGAAGUUCAUCACGGAGCUGAAGGAGCUGAGGCAGAAGGAGCAGAGCCCCUACGUGGUCCAGAGCAUCAUCAGCCUCAUCAUGGGCAUGAAGUUCUUCAGGGUCAAGAUGUACCCCGUGGAGGACUUCGAGGCCUCCUUCCAGUUCAUGCAGGAGUGUGCCCAGUAUUUCCUGGAGGUGAAGGAUAAGGACAUAAAGCAUGCAUUGGCUGGCCUGUUUGUUGAGAUCCUCAUCCCUGUUGCUGCUGCGGUCAAGAAUGAAGUCAAUGUGCCGUGCCUCAAGAACUUUGUGGAGAUGCUCUACCAGACAACCUUUGACCUUAGCUCCAGAAAGAAGCACUCUUUGGCUCUGUAUCCUCUGGUGACGUGCCUGCUGUGUGUCAGUCAGAAGCUGUUCUUCCUCAAUAACUGGCACAUCUUCCUCACAAACUGCCUCUCUCACCUGAAGAUGCCGUCUAACAACAGCAUCCGAAAGCAGAUUGAGACACUGCAGAACAAAGAUCCCAAAAUGUCCCGUGUGGCACUGGAGUCACUCUACAGACUGCUGUGGGUCUACAUCAUCAGGAUCAAGUGUGAGAGCAACACCGUCACACAGAGCCGGCUGCUUAGCAUCGUUUCAGCGCUUUUCCCCAAAGGCUCCCGUAGCGUGGUGCCCCGUGACACGCCCCUCAAUAUCUUCGUCAAGAUCAUCCAGUUUAUAGCUCAGGAAAGGCUGGAUUUUGCUAUGAAGGAGAUCAUUUAUGACCUCCUGUGUGUGGGCAAAUCUCACAAGACAUUCACCAUCAAUCCAGAAAGGAUGAAUAUUGGCCUGAGGGCCUUCCUGGUGAUAGCUGACAGUUUGCAGCAGAAAGACGGGGAGCCGCCCAUGCCCACCACAGGGGCCAUCAUGCCCUCAGGAAACACCCUGCGGAUCAAGAAGAUCUUCCUCGCCACCACCCUCACUGACGAGGAGGCCAAGGUCAUCGGCAUGUCACUGUACUACCCAGCAGUGAGGAAGGCCCUGGACAACAUGCUGCGUCACCUGGACAAGGAGGUGGGGCGCUCCAUGAGCAUGACCAACGUCCAGAUGUCCAAUAAGGAGCCUGAGGACAUGAUCACGGGGGAAAGGAAGCCGAAGAUUGAUCUAUUCCGUACGUGUGUGGCGGCCAUCCCCAGGCUGAUCCCAGAUGGCAUGAGCAGACAGGACCUGAUCGAGCUGCUGGCCAAGCUGACCAUCCACAUGGACGAGGAGCUGCGUGGCCUGGCCUUCACCACCCUGCAGGCCCUGAUGGUGGACUUCCCAGAGUGGAGGGAGGACGUGCUCUCUGGCUUUGUCUACUUCAUUGUGCGUGAGGUCACUGACAUUCACCCCACGCUGCUGGACAACGCCAUCAAGAUGCUGCUGCAGCUCAUCAGCCAGUGGAGGCAGGCAGUCCAGACCAGCAACAAGCAGGGCCCUGGCAGCGGGCCGUCUCUGCCCCUGGAACGCUCUCCUCUGUGGGGGGUGCUGCACGUGGUGGAGGGCCUGGCACUGGUGGUGCUGUGCAGCUGCCGCCCUGCCACCCGGAGGCUGGCUGUUAAUGUCCUCAAAGAGGUCCGAGCCCUGCACACCGCUCUGGGCAUCGCCAAGGGAGAUGAGGAGUUGGCCAUAGAUGUGAUGGACAGACAAAGUGCCUCUGUGCUGGAGAGCUUCAUCCAUCUCACAGGAGCUGACCAGACCAACCUGCUAUACUGCCCCAGUGGUAUCGACCUGCAGACGCUGGCAGACUGGAGCUCAUCUCCCAUCAGCCACCAAUUUGAUGUGGUCAGCCCAUCGCACAUCUGGGUGUUUGCCCACGUGACGCAGGGCCAGGACCCCUGGGUCAUCAGCCUGUCCAGCUACCUGCGCCAGGAGCACCUGCCCAAGCACUGCCCCACCGCACUCAACUACGCCUGGAUGUUCGCCUACACGCGCCUGCAGCUGCUCUCUCCACAAGUGGAUAUCAACAGCCCUAUAAAUGCUAAGAAGCUGAACAGCCUGAGCAGCAGUGGUGACUCGUACGUGGGCCUGUGGAGGAACUAUCUGAUCCUCUGUUGUAGCUCCGCCACUUCCUCCCCCAACUCCUCCUCUUCCUCCACCUCUGGCUCCAUCCGCUGCUCCCCGCCUGAGACGCUGGCGUCCACGCCAGACAGCGGCUACAGCUACGACUCAAAGAUUAUUGGCACUCCGUCCCCCUCGUCCCUGUUCAAACACGUUGUCCCGAUGAUGCGCUCUGAGAGCAUGGACAUCACAGAGUCUCUUGUCCUGGGGUUUGGCAGGACCAGCCCCGUGGCCUUCAGAGAGUUGAUAGAGGAACUGAACCCCAUCAUUAAGGAGGCUCUGGAGAGGAGACCUGAGAACAUGAAGCGACGCAGGCGUCGUGACAUCUUGAGGGUCCAGCUGGUCCGGAUCUUUGAGCUGCUGGCUGAUGCUGGUGUCAUCAGUCAGACGGCAAGUGGAGGUCUGGACGGGGAGAGUCACUCUCUGAACUCAGUACUGUUGGAGUAUGUGGAUCUGACGAGACAGCUGCUAGAGGCUGAGAACGACAAAGACUCAGACACACUGAAGGACAUCCGUUGCCACUUCAGUGCUCUGGUGGCCAACAUCAUUCAGAACGUCCCAGUGCACCAGAGGAGGACCAUCUUCCCCCAGCAGUCUCUAAGACACAGUCUGUUCAUGUUGUUCAGCCACUGGGCUGGGCCCUUCAGCAUCAUGUUCACCCCACUGGACCGGUACAGUGACCGCAACAUGCAGAUCAACCGACACCAGUACUGUGCUCUCAAGGCCAUGUCUGCAGUGUUGUGCUGUGGUCCAGUGGCUGAUAACGUUGGCCUCUCCUCUGACGGUUAUCUCUACAAGUGGCUGGACAACAUCCUGGACUCUCAGGACAGGAAAGUGCACCAGUUGGGCUGUGAAGCGGUGAUGCUGCUGUUGGAGCUGAACCCAGACCAGAGUAACCUGAUGUUCUGGGCUGUGGACCGCUGCUACACUGGCUCACGGCGCGUGGCUUCCGGCUGCUUCAGGGCCAUCGCCAACGUCUUUCACAACAGGGAUUACCAGUUUGACACUGUGGUGCUACUGAAUCUGAUCCUGUUCAAGGCGGCUGAUUCAUCCAGAGAUAUCUAUGAGGUGGCCAUGCAGCUGCUGCAGAUCUUGGAGCCCAAGCUCUUCCGUUACGCUCAUAAACUGGAGAUCCAGAGAACAGAUGGGAUCCUGAGCCCUCCCUCCCCGCUGCCACACCUCUACUCCGUCUCCUACUACCAGCUGUCUGAGGAGCUGGCCAGGACAUACCCAGAGCUCACCCUGCCCAUCUUCUCAGAGGUGAGCCAGCGUAUCCAGACAGCACACCCUGGUGGUCGCCAGGUGAUGCUGCACUACCUCCUGCCCUGGAUGAACAACGUGGAGCUGGUGGACUUAAAGCCAUCGCCACGGCGACAUGACGAGACCCCCAUCUGUGAGGAUGAGGAGGACGCCCACGAGCGUGAUAUGAUGGUCAACAGCCGCCGUUGGCUCCGAGGGGAGGGCUGGGGCUCCCCGCACGCCACCACCAUGGUGCUCAACAACCUCAUGUACAUGACUGCCAAGUACGGGGAUGAGUUUGCGUGGUCAGAGAUAGAGAACGUGUGGACCACCCUGGCAGACAGCUGGCCAAAGAACCUGAAGAUCAUCCUGCAUUUCCUCAUCAGCAUGUCAGGGGUCAACAGUGAGCCCAGCUUCCUGCCCUAUGUGAAGCGGGUGGUGGUGUACCUGGGCAGGGAUAAGACUAUGCAGCUGCUGGAGGAGCUGAUGUGUGAGCUGGACCUGACAGACCCAGUGAGCUCUGCUGUCACUCACAUGGACAACCCUCCCUACUACCGCAUCACCUCCAGCUACAAGAUCCCCUCCGUCACCUCAGCAGGAACCACCUCCAGCAGUAACACCAUGGUGCCAGGACCCGAAGCGCACCAUGACAGCAGCAAGAACAAAGACCCCAACAUGGACGACAGUUCCACCCAUCUGGACAUCUACAGUGGUCUGAACAGCAACCUGAACCGUCAGCACCACCGACUGGAGUCUCGCUACAGCAGCAGCUCUGGAGGAUCCUAUGAGGAGGAGAAGGGUGACUCCAUGCCGCUGUAUGCUAACUGGCGUCUGAAGGUGAUGGACCACAACCGUCCCGAGCCCCUCCCCUUUCCUCCGACAGGGGGCUGCUGGUCCCCUCUGGUGGACUACCUGCCAGAGACCAACACCCCUGGAGUACCCAUUCACAGGUGUAACAUAGCUGUCAUCCUACUGACUGACCUCAUAGUGGACCAUGGGGUCAAAGUGGAGUGGAGCGCCUACCUUCACCUCCUGCUGCACUCCAUCUUCAUAGGGUUUGACCACCAGCACCCUGAGGUCUACGAGCACUGCAAACGCCUCCUGCUUCACCUGCUGGUCGUUCAGGGAACUAACAGCAGCGUUCAAUCCCUGGCCUCUGUGCUGCUGCGCAACCGAGAGUACAACGACCCCAAGGUGCUGACGGUGAAGCCACCGCCCCACGGCUUCAACCUCACAGGAAUGUGCGACGUUGUGCCAGACUAUCAGCCGUCUCCUAUGACCGACUCAGGCCUGAGCUCCAGCUCCACUUCGUCCAGCAUCAGCUUGGGUACAGGAGGAACCCCCCUGCCUCACCUCACACCCACCCUAAUUAACGAGGUGGACGUCAUCGCCGAGCAGGAUGAGAAGGUCAAGGCCCUCAUUGAGUUUGUCACCUCCAGGAAGCGGGGGCCCCUGUGGAACCAUGAGGACGUGUCGCCCAAGAACCCCAACAUAAAGAGUGCUGACCAGCUGUGUGUGUUCCUCAGACAUGUAGUGACAGUCUUCAAACAGUCCCAGUCAGGUUUCCAGCUGGAGCAGUUGCUCAGUGAGGUAGCGUUGCAGACUGCUCUGUCGUGCUCGUCUCGUCACUAUGCUGGGCGCUCCUUCCAGAUCUUCAGGGCUCUCAAACAACCCCUCACAGCCGCCACGCUCUCUGAUGUCCUCUCACGUCUUGUAGAGACAGUGGGCGACCCUGGAGAGGAGGCGCAGGGCUUUGUUAUCGAGCUGCUGUUGACUCUGGAGUCGGGGAUUGACACUCUCGCUGACACCGUAAAGAAUUAUGACCUCCUCACUGCCUUGGCAAAGGCUUCUGCCCACGAGCACCUGCUGGGGGCUAAGUUUGCAGCCAAUAGGAAGAGCACGGGUCAGCUGAACCUGAGUAGCGGGGGUCUGUUCCACCACGGUCACUACCCCCACGGCCACGCCCGCAGCAACUCCCUCCGCGCCAGCCUCAUGGGCGAACGCAAGGGUGACCGUCGCCGCAGCAACACCCUAGAUAUCGCCGAUCGGCUGGGUGGCAGCCAUGGCAACCUAGCCCGAACGCAGAGCUUGUCAUCAUUGCGGGAGGGUGGAGGAGGGGGUCCUGGGGGGGAGGCCAUCCCUCCUGUGGACCCCACCAACCUGAUGGCCACGGUGUUCUGGAUAGCAGCCUCCCUCCUGGAGUCGGACUAUGAGUUUGAGUACCUGCUGGCCCUGCGGCUGCUCAACAAGCUACUGGGCCAGCUGCCCCUGGAGAACACAGACAGCAGGGAGAGGCUGGAAACAGUGCAGGCCAAGCUGAAAUGGUACAGCUUCCCUGGUCUGCUGCAGCUCUUCCUCAAGGGCUUCACCUCAGCCUCCACCCAGGAGCUCACCAUCCACCUGCUCAACAAGCUCAUCAGUGUCUCCCGCCACACACUGGUCGACCCCUCCCAGGUGGCAGGUAAGAGAGCAGGUUUUCCUCUAAACAUCCUGUGCCUGCUGCCUCACCUCAUCCAGCACUUUGACAGCCCCACUCCGUUCUGCAAGGAGACGGCUGAUAAGAUAGCCAAGGUGUGUGCCGAGGAGAAGUCAGCCACCCUGUCUAACCUGGCCCACAUGAUGAGCCUGUACAGCACACACAGCUACUCCAGAGACUGCACCAACUGGAUCAACGUGGUGUGUCGUUACCUACAUGACGCCUUUGCUGAGAUCACCUUCAAUCUGGUCACAUACCUGGCCGAGUUGCUGGAGAAGGGCCUACCCAGCAUGCAGCAGUCCCUGCUACAGAUCAUCUACAGCCUGCUGAGUCACAUUGACCUGUCUGCUGCGCCCGUUAAACAGUUCAACCUGGAGAUCAUGAAGAUCAUCAGCAAAUAUGUCCAGAGCCCGUACUGGAAAGAGGCCCAGAACAUCCUGAAGCUGGUGGUGUCUCGGUCGGCCAGCCUGGUGGUGCCAGACGAGGUGCAGCGCUCCUACAGCUCCGAGUCCUCUGGAUCCCCAGAGAUCGCCUUCACUCGCAUCUUCAUCAACUCCUCUAAAGAGCUACCCGGCAAGACGCUGGACUUCCACUUCGACAUCUCAGAGACGCCCAUCAUAGGGCAUAAGUAUGGGGACCAGCGCACAGCUGCAGGGCGGAAUGGGAAGCCGCAGGUCAUUGCUGUGACCCGGAGCACAUCCUCCACCUCUUCUGGAUCCAACUCCAAUGGCCUGGUGCCUGUCAGCUGGAAGAGGCCUCAACUCUCUCAGAGGAGAACCAGAGAGAAGCUCAUGAACGUUCUUUCUCUGUGUGGUCCCGAGUCUGGCAUUCCCAAGAAUCCUUCUGUAAGACACCUGGCAUGUCAAACUGUGGUGUUCUCGUCCAACGAGGACCUGGACUCAAGUGACCAGCAGACCAGUCUGAUCCCCACGGUGGAGGAGGUGGUGAGGGAGGAGGAUAUGCAGGGAGAAGAUGCAGGAAGUGAGCAGCAGUUUGGAGUCUUCAAGGACUUUGAUUUCCUGGAUGUGGAGCUGGAGGAUGCUGAGGAGUUCCAGGGGGAGAGCAUGGACAACUUCAACUGGGGUGUGCGUCGGCGCUCCCUGGACAGCAUGGACAAGGGGGAGGGAGACGGGGACACGCCGUCCCUGCAGGAGUGCCAGUACACCGGGAGCACGCCCAGCCUCAACCUCACCAACCAGGAGGACACGGACGAGUCGUCUGAGGAGGAGGUACUGAGCGCUAGCCAGAUUCUCACCCGCUCUGGCCUAAUGAACUGUGACUCUGCUAUGGAUGAUGCCACGUCCAAUCAUGUGGACUCUCUGCAGCAGUCCCAGGAGUCGUCCAGCAGUGCCCUGUCAGAGGAGACCACAGCCCUGCUGAACAGCCCUGCACUGGAGAUGGCCUGCUCUGACUCCAUCCAGCUGCCUGAGGAUGGGGUCAGCAUGACUGCGGCAGACGAGCUGAGCAGCAGUGUGAGCACAGACACAGGGUUUGGCAGCAGUGCCCCCGCACUGCCCCCGGACCCCCCUGAGCUGUUUGACCUCACAGACUCUCAGGACCCUCAUGACAACCUGGACACGGCCCCCCCUCGCCUGCCGACCAUAGACACCCCGCCGGGGUCCCUCUGUGAGGAGGGGGACUCCCCUACGACCCUGCCCCUGCUGCCCCCCAUCCCAGACAGCCCCUGUGGCUCUGUGUGUGAGGAGGAUGUGACGCUGGCGCUGAAGGAGCUGGAUGAACGCUGUGAGGAGGAGGAGGCCGACUUCUCUGAUAUGUCCAGGCAGUUUGAUAGAUCGCUAGAGGGAAUGGCAGUGCUCCAAAUGAUCCUCCCCCGGAAAACAAAAGGGCUCUGCUGCGCCUGCAUGAUUCAAGAUGAGGGCGAUCAGGAUGGUUUCCCAGAGAUCCAGGCCUCUCCUCCCCCUUCUCCCUUCCUCUCUGCCAUCCUGGCAGCAUUCCAGCCUGUUGCCUAUGAGGACGAGGAGGAUGCCUGGCGUGUCCAUGUCAACCAGAUGUUGUCGGACACGGAUGGGUCCUCUGCUGUGUACACCUUCCAUGUGUUCUCCCGACUAUUUAAGAGCAUGCAGAGGAAGUUUGGCGCCAUCACACACUCGUCAGUGCGUUUUCUGGGAGAGAGGCUGCAGCGAAUGGGGAACCAGUUCCUCAGCUCCCUAGAGGUCAUGACCUCACGCUCCCAGUGCCCCACGGUGCUGCUGGACGCUGAGACGUUGGUCUCAUGUGGACUGCUGGAGACUCUGAAGUUUAGUGUGCUGGAGUUGCAGGAACACCUGGACACCUACAAUGGCAAGAGGGAGGCGGCCGAGGAGUGGCUGGAGAACUGCAGGAAGACGUUUGGCGACAAAGAUGGCAACCAACGACCCAACACUCAGGCACAGCAAAUGGAAAAACUAGCAGAGCUGGAGCUGUGUCGCAGGCUCUAUAAGCUGCACUUCCAGCUGCUGCUGCUCUUCCAGGCCUACUGUAAGCUCAUCAGUCGUGUGGACACCAUCAAGAGAGAAGCAGAGGUGACCAACAUGUCAGAGGAGCUGGCAAUCCUGGAGAGCUGUUUGAAGCAGGCAGAGUCUGGGGUUGAUGGACAGGAGGAUGUGGGUGUGUCUGAUGCCUCCCAGACCAGCACUGAGACGGCCAUCCAAUCACUGAUCGAGACCCUGAGGGCCAGAGACUUCGGCUCCGCCCUCACACAGGUCAAAACCUUCAGGUCUCUGUGGCCUAACGACAUCUUUGGGAACGAGUCAGACGACGCAGUCCAGACUCUACUGCACAUCUAUUUCCGUCAGCAGACGCUGGGCCAGACGGGCUGCCUGGCUGUGGUGGGACCCAGCAGGGACCUGUCCCAGGCCAACGGGCGCCUCAUGGAGCUCAACCUGCAGAUCAGAGAGGCUCUGAGCCAGGCUCAGGCCUGCCAGGCCCCCCAGACCACUGGACUGUAAGGCUUCAGGCACAAAGCCUGGACUUGACUGGACUAGAGCAACCCCUCGUACCACUCACAGUUCCCAUCUGCUCUGGAGGCUGGGAAGGUGUGUCAGGGGAGGACAGAACAGACUCCACCUAUAAGGGCUAAAGGAUGUGUGGGAAUAACUGACUCAUAUUAAUAUAUAUUACAUAUAUCAAAUACUUCAAGCUAAUAUCUGUUUUCCCAGAAUAAGCCAACUUGCAAAAUUCAGCUGCAAUAAGUCGUGGUAUUAUGUGACGACUGGCCCGGGAAGGAGGAUGAUAAUGCUAAACUGGAAGCGUUUUGGCGGAAAUUACCUGAUGGGCCUCCCAUAUUGGCCAGUGGCAGCCUCAGGCCCUUUCAGGAGACUGGAUGGGGCCUGGGGUUCGGUCAGGGAGACGAUGUGGUGUUCUCAUAGCAGUAGAGUUGGAGCAUAAGAGACUUAGUCAGUCCGGAAGGAAACCGGAUGGGUGUGUGAGAGGACAGGCAAUCCCUGUCAGGAUUCAGAAACAAACACACAAAAAGUGUUCAAAUGCAUGCUUGAAAGAGAAAAGCACUGCAAGAAUAUUUUUUUGACAAAUGUACUAUUUUUUAUUAGAGCUAACAUCCUAGGUUGUAAAUGUAAGGAUAUUUAACAUGUAAUUGUAAUCCUAGGGGAGCUGUUCACCACAGGGACUGUAAAAAGAUACAUGUAUCUGUUUAUUGACCUGCAUUAAGUUUGACUUGCAUUGGAGACGAGCAUCAUCUUCAACAGGUCUUCUAAUGAAUCUCACUCUGUAACCAAAUAAGUAGCUGCCUGUAGAGACUUUAGGCUGUGUGAGAUAUAUAUUCUUGUACACACUCGCACGCACACAUGCAUAUAAUUGCACAGAAGUGGAGACUGGCUACAACUCAUUAUGGAAACAUUAACUUAUUUUACUCUGUAUAUAUUUUAGAAAAUGUAUAGUGAAAAAACAGUAUUUUUUUUUCUUGUACUUUUGUGAAAUGCACUGUUAAUCUGAAUUAGAUGUAUGAAGCUAAUGCGAGAAGAGAGAACCCAGAGCAGAUACUGAGUAACUAAUGACCCACGCCGCUAUUAUAAUCCUGUCACACAAACUUAAAGAAUCUCCCAGACUGGCCCGGUUCAUGUGCUUAGGGGUCAGAGGAACUGGUUAAAGGCGCUUGCUAGUGUAGAUUCUGCUUCCUGUUGGACCAGCCCAGUCAUAUGCAUUCCUUCUCUCCACUGUGAUGUCCAUGUUGGCCCUGUACCCCAGCACAGGUCACGCUAAAAAGCCUUAUGAGGGGAAAUUGAGGCCCGUGUUCGUCCAUAUUAGCAGAUCCCAGCGGUGCACAGCUGCACUGGUGGUGUGCCAUGGCCCUGUGCUCUGAGGGGAAACUGCUGUCAUUAAAGCUGUGCUUUUGCUUCUGAAAAGGCACUGCUUGCUGCCUGCCGAAUUGCAGGGCAUGAACUAGAUGUUUGAAAGUGUUGCAGGAAACUUGUCAUGGCACAUUGUAAACGAUCACUGUACUCAUUCCUCACAGAGAGAACUUGUCUAUUGCAUUUGAAUGGAUAUAUUAUUUACUUGGAAAAUAAUUGUAGAGGUGCAUUACUGGAUUACUUUUCUUUUUUUUUGUCAUCUCACAUACCAGCCUUCUCUCUGGAUAAAUAAAAACCUGAUAUGAA
This is a messenger RNA of Salmo salar (Atlantic salmon), 11683 nucleotides long. The record is from RefSeq and is a predicted model, not a curated record. NCBI's taxonomy places the organism in Eukaryota, Metazoa, Chordata, Actinopteri, Salmoniformes, Salmonidae.